AUGAAUUCUGAUGAUGAUUUUAGUAGUAAUGAAGGAACUCGGGUCGGGGAAGAAUCCAAAACGAAAGUGAAUCUUACACAAGAGAAUGUCAAGGAGCUGAUUUCUAGCCUUCUUCUAUCAGUUGUGGAAUAUUUGACUAAAAUUUGUGUCAUCUGUGAAGGAGAUGAUGUGGCGGAUGCUCAAUCGGUUAAAAAUCUCAUGAAAUACAUGUAUUGUGCACUUAAAAUAUUGCCGUUUAGAUACAAAUUUGAAAAAACGCUGAAAAAGUUGCAGAAGAUCAUAGAAUAUAGCAAUAAUCAAUCAUAUGAUCUAGGAAUAGUAAUCAAGGGUUUAGUAAAAGCAGUUGACGAGUACGCCAAUCCUUACGAAUGGCUAUACGAUAACGUAGUGGAUAAGUAUUUGAAGUCGGGAGAGAAAUUGGACGAAAGUCUAUCAAUAAUAGACACACUACAAACGAACCUCCUUGAGAGGCUCCAGGUAUCAAAAAUCGAUGAAGCUAAAGCUGAACCGCAAGUUCUUAAAGAAUCAACCACUAGAAUGGACUAA
Molecule: messenger RNA, 546 nt
Organism: Theileria orientalis strain Shintoku
Lineage: Eukaryota; Apicomplexa; Aconoidasida; Piroplasmida; Theileriidae
Exons: 4
Coding region: 1-546 (181 amino acids)
Source: RefSeq, a predicted model, not a curated record